AUCAGAGCUGAUCUCAGUCGGAGUCUCUGCUGCUGAAGAGUCGGGAUGGAAACUCUGCAGGCUUUACUCUUGAUUCUGGGAUUUUCUGCUGCUCAGGAAGAGAAUCUGACAGGAAUCGUUGGAGGAACCAUCAGUCUACCUGCUGCUGUCACAGAGAAAGGAUUUCUUUUAUAUAACUCGAUAAGCAUUGCUUCAGUGUUUAAAGGUGAAUUUGAGAUUGAUGUGAAAAUUUACAAGAACAAACUUCAUUGGAACCGAAGCUCUGGACUCUUUACGAUCACAAACCUGCAGAAGAACGACUCAGGAAUCUAUAAAGUUCAAAAAGGCAAAUUUUCUUCUUCAUAUAAACUCCAAAUUUAUGAUCCAGCAGCGACUCCUGCAGUAAAAACUGUUAAUGUGACCUCUGACCUCUGCCUGUUGAUCUGCUCUGUGGACAAACCGGAGACUCUGCUGUGGAUCAGAAACAAAGAAAUCCAGAACCAGAGCCGCUCUGCUCUGUCUUUACAUGUUACUGUCUAUAAAGAGGAUAGAGAUUCAUCAUAUAGAUGUGCAGCAGCCAAUCCUGCAGAGAACAAAACUGUUGAUGUUAAUUUAACGACUUCCUGUGGAUUCAACCAGACAGAAACUCAGACUGACAGAAGAACAUAUUGGAUCUCAGCUGUCGUCUCAGUCGUGGUUCUUGUAUUUGUUGCUUUUGGACUCUGGAUGAUCAAACUGAAGUUUCUGGACCGAAAGGAACCAGCUGGACAAACACAGAGCAGGUCAGGAUAUUUGUCUCCUCCAGAAGUUUCUCCUCAGGAAAAUGAUCCAACAUUUUCAACAAUCUUCUAUAGAACCUGGAACCAGGAAAUAACUUCAUAAGGGACCCAAACCAACAUGGCGUUAGUUCAUUCUCUGUAAGGGAAACGGCGCCCCCUGGUGGUGAUGCCUCGUCAUUUCCAAGCUGUUAUAAUAAUCUGUUUUAUUUUGUUGGUUCUGUUGUUGAUUCUUUACAUUAAGAGAUUCUUCCAUGUCAGUGUCUCCAUUGGUUUCUAUCAAACCAUUUGUUUUCUUUUCCUCCUCAGAUAAUUAAAACUGAAGAAAUAAAAACUGAUGGAAGUGAAUUAAAAUCAGCUGCAGACAGAAAGCAGCAGGUUUCACUCAUAAACUCUGAAUUAAUGUUUCACUUUUAGUUUGAUUCUCCUUAUAAGCAGAAGUUUCUUCAUUUUGUCUCUAUAGUCAGGCUGACUACCUGCAGCUUUGGGGUCACAGGGGUCAAGAGGUCAGCGGCUCUGACCUUCAGCUCUGCUGAUGUUCCUCUGAUCUGUUUGUUGUGGAAACUUCAGCCUGGAUCGUUUUGUUCUGUAAAUAAAGUGAUGCUGGUUGAGAUGAGGGCCUGGAUUCACUGAGCUCAGAUGAAACUUCUUCUCCUUCCUUCUCAGAUUUCCACAGGUCAGCAGCUGAAGGGGAACGGAGUCAAACAACAAACAGAAACAUUCUUCAGUCCAAUCUGUCGGUCCAACCUGCUGUUUUCUGUCGGUUUUAGUUUGUUGAGAAGAGUCUGUUAUGAAGUGAUUCAUGCUAAUUAUAGCAUAGCUGUAAUUAUAGCUGAGACAUCGCCAACAGACCCACCAGUGGGCGGAGCCU
This is a messenger RNA of Gambusia affinis (western mosquitofish), 1626 nucleotides long. RefSeq names its product T-lymphocyte surface antigen Ly-9-like. NCBI's taxonomy places the organism in Eukaryota, Metazoa, Chordata, Actinopteri, Cyprinodontiformes, Poeciliidae. The coding region runs from base 46 to 861 and encodes 271 amino acids. The transcript is spliced from 5 exons. The record is from RefSeq and is a predicted model, not a curated record.